Molecule: messenger RNA, 2152 nt
Organism: Amphibalanus amphitrite
Lineage: Eukaryota; Metazoa; Arthropoda; Thecostraca; Balanomorpha; Balanidae
Gene: CCT5
Product: T-complex protein 1 subunit epsilon-like
Exons: 8
Coding region: 374-1990 (538 amino acids)
Biological process (GO): protein folding
Cellular component (GO): chaperonin-containing T-complex
Molecular function (GO): ATP-dependent protein folding chaperone; ATP binding; ATP hydrolysis activity
Source: RefSeq, a predicted model, not a curated record
ACAUGCGGUUUGAGUACUGCACAUUACAGUAAAAAAUCAAAGAUAGCUAUUGAUUAAGGUAUCAUGGUGCGAAAACGCACAAUAACAACACAGAACAUAUUUCAAGCUUGCGACGCAUAUAUAGAAUAGCGUAUAAUGUAAUUUAGUAGCUAAUUGCUUUUGACAAAACAUCUCGAUGCUUCUCCUUGAUUUAGACAGAUAUAGCGCAGUUAGGGCGUUGGUGGCUGAUAAGCGCGUGCCGGCGGCCGCAUUGUUCUUUAUGCGUUGGGCUGGGUCUCGUGACUCGUUCAACGUUGUCCACGCCCUGGUUUUGAGAAAAAUUAGUUACUGAUACGAGUCAUACAGUUAUCAAAGGCUACACAACAAUCUAAUAAUGUCAGGGUCCCUGGCAUUUGAUGAAUAUGGGCGGCCUUUUAUCAUUGUAAAGGACCAGGAGAGGCAAAAGCGCAUUACCGGGACCGAUGCAAUCAAGAGUCACAUCCUGGCGGCGCGCACCAUCGCCAGUACGCUGCGCACCUCGCUGGGCCCCAAGGGGCUCGACAAGCUGAUGAUGUCACCUGACAGUGAUGUCACCAUCACCAACGACGGCGCCACCAUCCUGAAGAUGAUGGACGUGGACCACGAGAUUGCCAAGUUGAUGGUGCAGCUCAGCCAGAGCCAGGAUGAUGAGAUCGGCGAUGGCACCACCGGUGUGGUCGUGUUGGCCGGCGCGCUGCUCGAGCAGGCCGAGAUCCUGCUGGACAAGGGCAUCCACCCGAUCCGUGUGGCGGACGGGUUCGAGAUGGCGGCCCAGUUUGCCAGCCAGCACCUGGAGACGAUCGCCGACAGCUUCCCCGUAGACCCGGCCAACACCGAGCCACUCGUCAAGGUGGCCAUGACCACGCUAGGAUCGAAAAUUGUGAACCGGUGCCACCGUCAGAUGGCCGAGAUUGCCGUCAACGCCGUCAUGACGGUGGCCGACCUCAAGUCCAAGGACGUCAACUUCGAGCUCAUCAAGGUGGAGGGCAAGGAGGGCGGCAAGCUCGAGGACACGAUGCUCGUCAAGGGUGUGGUCGUCGACAAGGACUUCUCGCACCCGCAGAUGCCCAAGGAACUUAGGGAUGUUAAAAUUGCCAUUCUUACCUGCCCGUUCGAGCCACCCAAGCCCAAGACCAAGCAUAAGCUGGACGUCACCUCUGUCGAGGACUACAAGGAGCUCAGGAAGUACGAACACGAAAAGUUCGACGAGAUGGUCCGACAGGUGAAGGACGCCGGCGCCACGCUCGCCAUCUGCCAGUGGGGAUUCGAUGACGAGGCGAACCACCUGCUGCUGCAGCGCCAGCUGCCGGCCGUCCGCUGGGUGGGCGGCCCCGAGAUCGAGCUGAUCGCCAUCGCCACCGGCGGCCGCAUCGUGCCGCGCUUCCAGGAGCUCUCGGCUGACAAGCUGGGCCGCGCCGGCCUGGUGCGCGAACUGAGCUUCGGCACCACGCGCGACCACAUGCUGGUCAUCGAGGAGUGCUCCAACAGCCGGGCCGUCACCAUCUUCAUCCGCGGCGGCAACAAGAUGGUCAUCGAGGAGGCUAAGCGUUCGCUGCACGACGCGCUCUGCGUGGUGCGCAACCUGGUGCGCGACGACCGGAUCGUGUACGGAGGCGGCGCCGCCGAGAUCUCGUGCGCGCUGGCCGUGUCGCAGCAGGCGGAUCAGAUUUCGACACUGGAGCAGUACGCGUUCCGCGGGUUCGCCGAUGCUUUGGAGGUGAUUCCUAUGGCGCUGGCCGAGAAUUCUGGUCUGUCGGCCAUCCACACCCUCACCGAGGUGAAAACGAGGCAGCUCAAGGAGAAAAACCCGGCGCUCGGUAUCGACUGUCAGGACAAGGGCACCUGCGAUAUGAAGGAGCAGAACGUCAUCGAGACGCUUCACAGCAAGAAGCAGCAGAUCAUGCUGGCCACGCAGCUGGUGAAGAUGAUACUCAAGAUCGACGACGUGCGCUCGCCGGCCGAGAGCAUGUGAGCCCCGGCGCGCGCCCCUUCCGCGCCGCGCCGCGUCCCACCUCCGUUCCGUUCGCAAGUCAUGACGUGAUUGUCUUUUGAUGCUGUGUAAUGUCCACGCGUCUCAUUAACACUUCGGUCAAUAACCAUCGAAGCUAGCUGAAUAAAUUUAUUCACACAAUCA